UCCUCAACCCACUGCUCUUCUGGGCUCUGAACUCCUUCCUGGAGAGCUGGAGUUGCCUUCGAAGUUGCCCUCCCUUCUGGACCCCUCCAGGAAGUUACAUAUGCCCAGCUGGGGCACAACCCCAGCUGAUGCCCCAGAGAGGCCACACGUCUCAGGAGAGGCUUUGGGCCCUGCCCUCCCUCCCCAUGGCAUAUGGGCCAGAACCUGACGCUGAGGGAUUGCUGGACCUCAGCUUCCUGACAGAGGAGGAGCAGGAGGCCAUCGCUGAUGUCCUCAAACGAGAUGCCCGCCUGCGCCAACUGGAGGAGGGACGGGUCAGCAAGCUCCGAGCCUCGCUGGCAGACCCCGGGCAGCUGAAGAUCCUGACGGGGGACUGGUUCCAGGAAGCGCGGUCCCAGCGGCAUCACCAUGCCCAUUUUGGGUCUGACCUUGUUAGGGCCUCCAUCCGCAGGAAGAAGACCUCCAGGGGAGACCAGACUCUGGGAAGUGAUGGUGAGGCAGAGGCUGCUGGGAUAGACACUGCUGAGGAAGAGCCAGAGCCGAGGGUCUCCAUAGAGAUGGCUGCUCCAGAGAGACACAGCGAGGCCCAAGGACCUGAUUUUCCCUCAUCAUAUGUAGCCUCAAAGACUUCAGAUCAUGAGGAGGAGCCCCAGGCUCAGGAAGGGGGUGUGCAGGUGGCAGAGACAGACCCGGCGCUGGAUCCUGAGCCGAGGGCGGAGCAGGAGUCCUGGCCCUCUGCAGCACAGAUCAAGGCGACCUCCGAGAUCCAGGAGAAUGGGGAAGAGGCCCCAGGACUCGGCCCUUCCCUCAACCGUAUGCUCAGCAGCAGCUCCUCUGUGUCCAGCCUCAAUUCCUCCACGCUGAGCGGCAGCCUGAUGAGUCUGUCGGGGGAACCUGAGGCUGGCACCGUGCAGGUGCGGGGUUCGGUGCACUUCGCACUGCGCUACGAGCCGGGCGCUGCCGAGCUGCGAGUACAAGUGAUUCAGUGUCAGGGACUGGCGGCCGCCAGGCGUCGCCGCUCCGAUCCCUACGUGAAAACCUACCUCCUCCCGGAUAAGCAGAACAAGCGCAAGACGUCGGUGAAGAAACGGAAUCUGAACCCCAUCUUCAACGAGACUCUGCGGCACUCCGUCCAGCAGGCUGAUCUCCCAGGACGGGUACUGAAGCUGUCCGUGUGGCACCGCGAAAGUCUGGGUCGCAACAUCUUUCUGGGAGAGGUCGAAGUACCCCUAGACACGUGGAACUGGGAUGCUGAGGCUACCUGGCUCCCCCUACAGCCCCGGGUUCCCCCAUCUCCAGACGAGCUUCCCAGCCGUGGACUGCUCUCUCUGUCCCUCAAGUACAUCCCUGCCGGCUCAGAGGGAGGAGGACAGCCUCUGAGUGGGGAGCUACACUUCUGGGUAAAGGAAGCUCAGGGCCUCGUGCCACUGCGGCCAGGAUCCCUGGACACUUACAUACAAUGCUCAGUGCUACCUGACGACAGUCGGGCCAGCCGGCAACGCACAAGAGUGAUCCGGCGAAGCCUCAGCCCUGUGUUCAACCACACCAUGGUUUAUGAUGGCUUCGGGCCUGCCGACCUACGCCAAGCCUGUGCUGAGCUCUCCCUGUGGGACCACGGUGCCCUGGCCAGUCGCCAGCUGGGGGGCACACGCCUCAGCCUUGGUACAGGCAGCAGCUAUGGGCUCCAAGUGCCCUGGAUGGAUUCCACACCUGAGGAAAAGCAGCUGUGGCAGACACUCCUGGAGCGGCCAUGUGAGUGGGUGGAUGGCCUUCUGCCCCUCAGAACCAAUCUGGUCCCCAGGGCAUAGCCCUGUCAAACCCCUCUAUGUACCCCACCA
Molecule: messenger RNA, 1838 nt
Organism: Arvicola amphibius (Eurasian water vole)
Lineage: Eukaryota; Metazoa; Chordata; Mammalia; Rodentia; Cricetidae
Gene: Sytl1
Product: synaptotagmin like 1
Exons: 15
Coding region: 129-1808 (559 amino acids)
Biological process (GO): exocytosis; intracellular protein transport
Cellular component (GO): plasma membrane; exocytic vesicle
Molecular function (GO): small GTPase binding; neurexin family protein binding
Source: RefSeq, a predicted model, not a curated record